This is a messenger RNA of Pieris napi, 3507 nucleotides long. Its product is annotated as putative mediator of RNA polymerase II transcription subunit 26. The transcript has 4 exons. The record is from RefSeq and is a predicted model, not a curated record. NCBI's taxonomy places the organism in Eukaryota, Metazoa, Arthropoda, Insecta, Lepidoptera, Pieridae. Bases 276 to 1220 code for a protein of 314 amino acids.
GUCAUUCUCAAAUCAAGUGAAAAGUUGACAAUAAUAGUACAUGUUCAUUAAAUUAUUUAUUUUAUUUGAUGGUAAUGUUAAUAUUAAUUCAAUUGACACUAAUGUCUAAUGCGUCAACGUACAACCUAUAAGUUAUAGGCUGUACUCUGUAGGUUGAUAACCUUGCUCUUCAAGAGUAGAUCGUUAUAGUGAAGUUCUACUCUACCAACUGUUGGAUUCGAUUUCGGUAAACCAGUUGACAACAAAAAAUCAUUUUACAUUGAACUUUCUUUGAAAUGGAUUUCUUAUUGAACAAACAUAGCAUACAUGAUGACUUGAUAUGUGCACAAGGAAGAAUACCCAUUCAAAUUGAUAAGCCAUUGGAAUCUAAUGAAAAACCACCAAUAGGAUAUAAGGAUGUUGAAGGUGAAUGGAAUCAACAACAUCAUCAAACAGCAGAAUCCACUAUAAUGCAGCCAGAUCUUUUAGGCAUUACUAAAAUGUUAAGAAUGGUUGAGCCUGAGCAAAACCCAGGAAACAAACUAGAUUAUACAAAUAAUGGAAAAGCCCUUAUUAGUAAACUCAACCCUAACGUGCCUGAGUUUACAUCCAAGAAAACAUCAUCGGAUAAUUCUGACCAACUUCCGAUUAAGACUGAUCAAAACUGUGAUAUUAGUAAUAAUGUAGACUUAAGUAAACUCAAUGAUGAAGAAAAGAAAAAAUUGAAAAAGAAACUAAUAUCUAAAAUAGGAACCACAAAAACCACUUGUGAGAAAACUAGACGGGAACGCAAUGCCGCUAUUGCGGGGAUAUUAAAACUAAGCACACAACCAACUGCAAAUGUGAAACUUAUGACACCAGAUGAGUUUAUGAAGAAAGAAAAUACUGAUAGCACUGACACACCUACUAAAGAGGUUAUCAAGAAAUCUGUUGAUAUAGUCGAUAAGUGGCUCAAUGGAGCACCGGAAAUGCCAAAAAAAACUUUGUAUUUAGGACCCAUAAUGUUUAGUAAAAAAUCAAAGUCGACUGAAAGCAAUAUGUCAAUCAAUACGGUCUCUAGUGAGGAAUUGAAAGUUAACAAUUUCUCUCCUACUAACAUAGCAAAUGAACUAACUGAAAAAUAUACAAAAAGAAUAAAGCAGAAAGAGGAAGCAUCUAUGGACAUAUGGUCCAAACUAAAAAGGGACCUAAAGGCGAAAGAUGAAGAAAUUAAAAAAAAGUCAUCCAAUAGCUUGUUAUGAUAUACUUACAACUAUACUAGUUAAUUUUCUCUCGUACAAAUGCAUCUUAAAAAAUUGAUUAAUUAAAGACGGUCAGAAAAAACCAGAAUGAAUAUACCGACAUACGAUAAGCGUAUGUAGUCCUCUCAUAGACUCAAAAUUAUCUAUAGUUUGCUUUAACCAUUGUCAAAGAACAUAGUUCCGUCUUUCGUUUUUUAAACUGAACACUAAAAUUAUCUCAUUAAAGAUUGUCUACCUACCUACCUACCUUGACAUUGGUAGAGUCUGCGCGGAAAGAGAACUAUACUGCGAUUGACAAUAUUGUUACGUCAUUAUAGUUCGACAGUCUUGAUACUUAAAAUGAAAUAAAAUAAGUAUACAAUAUUAGUGAAUGAAUUAUUGAUGGCUUAACCUUCACUGUAGUUCUCUUUUCGAAAAGUUGGCAUAUGUUAUCAAUAAACAAAUUUUUUUAUUGUAAAUUUUUGGUACCAUUAUAAUGUAGCACUUAAAAUAGUAGACUGCACUAUCAAUGUUAUAUAUGUAGGCUCCCUUUUUUAGAUUCUCAUAACAGUGUCAGAGUUGAGACUUAGCUAUAAGUGUAAGUCCCGUAUGACAAAAAGUUUUGGAUUUGUUAUACUAAACACUAGGUCUCGACUCUGAAUCAUAGACCUACUCAGAAGGCCUCUUGGAUAUAUGAUAUAUUAUUAUAAUAUGACUGAUAUUAAAUAAUGUUAUUAUUUUUAGAAGAAAUUUGUAAAUAAUGUAUUUUAUAUGCUAAUUGCUAACAACUUUUUAUGAAAUUGUACCAUAAGUAAAAUUAUGACAGUAAAUUUGACUAAUACAAACAAUUGUAUUCAAAUACUCAGUAAUAGUUGAAUAUCAGUAGACUCUAAUUGUACAUAUUCUCGAGAUUUCAUUAUUUAAUUUUAAAUGAUUUUAUAAAAAUUUAUUUAUGCGAAAUUCUUAAAAUGGAAUAUUAUUUAAAUUGUUUAUGUUAGGCAUAUCAGCACUAAACAUCUACGCUAAACACCUUAAACAGGCUAUAAAAGAAAAUCUAGAUGCUACUAUUGAGGAAAACCUGAUGUCGUUAACAGCUACAACAGACACCGACUACUCUCUCUGGAAGGCAUGCAAAAAUCUGAAUCAACCCACAUCCCUAAACCACCUAUAAAACUAGAUAGAAACAAGUGGGCUAGAUCUAAACUAGAAAAAGCAAAUGCUUUUGCUGACCAUCUGGCUAAAGUAUUUGUUCCAAAUGAAGCCACUCCUGGGUCGGAUGAGGCUGAAAUAGAUGACAUUCUCCAGCAGGAUUUCCAAUUGUAUUUGCCCUUGAAGAUAGUAACACCAAGGGAGGUACAAAGAACCAUACAACAAAUGGAGAAUAGGAAGGCACCAGGUUUUGACCUCAUUGACAAAAAGGUUCUCUCCGAAUUACCUCGUAAGGCUAUAACUUACUUGACGACCCUGUUCAACCGGAUUAUAAGUGUUGGAUACUUUCCAGCGCUAUGGAAGGUCUCUCAGGUGAUUAUGGUCCAUAAGCCCGGGAAAUCGCCACAUGACGUCUCAUCUUACCGACCUAUAAGUCUUCUCCCGAUCGUCUCUAAAGUACUGGAGAAGGUACUACUACGACGGCUCUCGCAAGCUAUUCAUGAAAAUUCUAUAAUUCCAGAUCACCAAUUCGGGUUUAGAGCACAACACGGCACUAUCGAACAAACUCACAGGGUGUGUAAAUUCAUAAGCAAUAGCCUUGAGCUAAAAGAGUACUGCUCCUCAGCUUUUCUGGACGUUCAAGAAGCAUUCGAUCGCGUAUGGCACAAGGGGCUCUUAUGCAAGAUCAAGUCACUUCUGCCUCAUAUUUUCUAUGGAAUCCUAGAGUCUUAUAUCACCGAUAGAAUAUUCCAAGUGAAAGAGAUGGAUUGUACAUCAGGUUUUCAUGAUAUACUUGCAGGGGUACCUCAAGGAUCUGUGCUUGGCCCAGUGCUGUACACCAUAUAUACCUCAGAUCUACCGCGUACCUCUGAAGUCAACAUUGCAACCUAUGCAGACGAUACGGCAAUCCUAGCUUCAAGUAAACAACCCGAAGAAGCCACGUUAAAGCUGCAGCGAAGCCUAGAUGAAAUAAGCAACUGGUUCGAUAGGUGGAGAAUUAGGGUGAACACUAGCAAAUCAGUACAGGUGAUAUUCACACUGCGAAGAAAGACAUGCCCCCCUGUAAACCUAGGAGGAAAGGAACUACCUCAGAGUGACACAGUUAAAUAUCUUGGACUGCACUUGGACCGUAGAUUGACAUGGCAAAAACACAUCGAAA